This is a messenger RNA of Echinops telfairi (small Madagascar hedgehog), 2363 nucleotides long. RefSeq names its product protein O-linked mannose N-acetylglucosaminyltransferase 2 (beta 1,4-) (gene POMGNT2). Bases 164 to 1906 code for a protein of 580 amino acids. Gene Ontology annotation, molecular function: protein O-acetylglucosaminyltransferase activity; protein binding. The record is from RefSeq and is a predicted model, not a curated record. The transcript has 2 exons. Gene Ontology annotation, biological process: protein O-linked glycosylation via mannose. NCBI's taxonomy places the organism in Eukaryota, Metazoa, Chordata, Mammalia, Afrosoricida, Tenrecidae. Gene Ontology annotation, cellular component: endoplasmic reticulum.
GGACACCGCUGCGGAGGGGCCGCCCGCCUGGCCGCGCGGCCGCGAAGACCCGGGCAGCUGUGUCCGGCAGGCCCGGACUUCAGGCCUCAGCUGACCCCCAAGGUUCCUGUGGGGAUGGGUGAAGCCCAGGGGGCCGCCUAGGGCCCCCGGCGUCGGUGCGAAGAUGCACCUGUCGGCCGUGCUCAACGCCCUGCUGGUGUCGGUGCUGGCGGCCGUGCUCUGGAAGCACGUGCGCCUCCGCGAGCAUGCGUCCACGCUGCAGGAGGAGCUGGCGCUCGGCCGGCAGGCGCCCGAGCCCGGCCUCGCGCUGAGGAUCGACUACCCCAAGGCCCUGCAGAGGCUGGCGGAGGGCGGCACGCACAUGGUGUGCACGGGCCGCACGCACACCGACCGCGUGUGCCGCUUCAAGUGGCUCUGCUACUCCAGCGACGCCGAGGAGUUCAUCUUCUUCCACGGCAACGCCUCGGUCAUGCUGCCCAACCUGGGCGCCCGGCGCUUCCAGCCCGCCCUGCUCGACCUGUCCACCGUGGAGGACCACAACACCCAGUACUUCAACUUCCUGGAGCUGCCCGCCACCGCGCUGCGCUUCCUGCCCAAGCCGGUGUUCGUGCCCGACGUGGCCCUCAUCGCCAACCGCUUCAACCCCGACAACCUCAUGCACGUCUUCCACGACGACCUGCUGCCGCUCUUCUACACGCUGCGCCAGUUCCCGGGCCUGGCGCGGGAGGCCCGCCUCUUCUUCAUGGAGGGCUGGGGCGAGGGCGCCCACUUCGACCUCUACAAGCUGCUCAGCCCCCGGCCGCCGCUGCUGCGGGCGCAGCUCAAGACGCUGGGCCGGCUGCUGUGCUUCUCCCAGGCCUUCGUGGGCCUCUCCAAGGCCACCACCUGGUACCAGUACGGCUUCGUCCAGCCCCAGGGCCCCAAGGCCAACAUCCUCGUCUCGGGCACCGAGAUCCGGCAGUUCGCCCGCUUCCUGACCGAGCAGCUGAAUGUGAGCGGUACGGGGCCUCCCCUGGGCGAAGAGUACAUCCUGGUCUUCAGCCGCACGCACAACCGGCUCAUCCUGAACGAGGCGGAGCUGCUGCUGGCGCUGGCCCAGGAGUUCCAGGUGAAGACGGUGACCGUGUCUCUGGAGGACCAUGCCUUCGCGGAUGUGGUGCGGCUGGUCAGCAACGCGUCCAUGCUGGUCAGCAUGCACGGGGCGCAGCUGGUCACUGCCCUCUUCCUGCCGCGGGGGGCCACGGUGGUGGAGCUCUUCCCGUUCGCCGUCAACCCCGACCACUACACGCCCUACAAAACCCUGGCCCUGCUGCCCGGCAUGGACCUGCAGUACGUCGCCUGGCAGAACACGCUGCCCGAGAACACGGUCACGCACCCGGAGCGGCCCUGGGACCAGGGGGGCAUCGCGCACCUGGAGCGGGCCGAGCAGGCCCGCAUCCUGCAGAGCUCAGAGGUCCCGAGGCACCUGUGCUGCCGGAACCCGGAGUGGCUCUUCAGGAUCUACCAGGACACCAGGGUGGACAUCGCAUCCCUCAUGCAGACCAUCCGGCGGGUGGUGAAGGGCCGGCCGGGGCCCCCGAAGCACAAGUGGACCGUUGGCUUCUACCCGGGCAAGGUACGGGAGGCGCGAUGCCAGACGUCGGUGCAAGGCGCCUCCGAGGCCCGCCUCACCGUCUCCUGGCAGAUCCCCUGGAACCUCAAGUACCUGAAGGUGCGGGAGGUGAAGUACGAGGUGUGGCUGCAGGAGCAGGGCGAGAACACCUACGUGCCUUACAUCCUGGCCCAGCAGAACCACACGUUCACCGACGGCAUCAAGCCCUUCACCACCUACCUGGUGUGGGUCCGCUGCAUCUUCAACAAGAGCCUCCUGGGACCCUUUGCAGACGUGCUGGUGUGCAGCACGUAGCCAGCGGGCCCUGGUGGGGCCUUGGGAGGGGGACUCCUCCUGCCCAGCCCUCCCUGAGCUGCCCCCUGCCCCACUGCUGUGGUACCCGGGGUUGAUGGAUUUAUUUAUUUAUUGGGAAGGCCUGGCCCAGGGCAAGGCCACAGCGUCCUCGCUUGCAUCUGGUGUGUGAUAUGGGACUGUCCCGCGCCACCCCCCCAUCCAUCUCCCCACCUAAGCAUCCAUCCACCUGUGUCAGUUCUUUCGCGGGGUGGGGGCAGGAGAACGCCCAGGUCACCCCUUUGCUGAGUGACCCUGCCCUUCCCGGAGGAGCCCUUUCUGGUUAGCCUCUAGGUGCCUGGAAACAGAGCAGUCAAGGAUGAGGGGUAGGUGGCUCAUCCAUUUCCAUCAGUAUGAAAUUCGCCUGUAGCCCAGUGGAGGGUGUAUUUGGAACAUUCAUUAAAUGGUGAUAAACAUCUUG